This is a messenger RNA of Mesocricetus auratus (golden hamster), 4022 nucleotides long. It is a transcript of the gene Znf251, whose product is annotated as zinc finger protein 251. NCBI's taxonomy places the organism in Eukaryota, Metazoa, Chordata, Mammalia, Rodentia, Cricetidae. Gene Ontology annotation, molecular function: DNA-binding transcription factor activity, RNA polymerase II-specific; RNA polymerase II transcription regulatory region sequence-specific DNA binding. The record is from RefSeq and is a predicted model, not a curated record. Gene Ontology annotation, cellular component: nucleus. Bases 756 to 2648 code for a protein of 630 amino acids. The transcript is spliced from 4 exons. Gene Ontology annotation, biological process: regulation of transcription by RNA polymerase II.
UCCGCCCCCAAUCGGCAGUCGGCUCGCCCCCUCCGCGCGGGCCCAGCCUGAUGUAGGUGGGCGGCUGGGCCAGAGGGCCCCGGCCGAGGCGAGGCUCCCACGGUCCUGUCGCGUGGCAGGUGGGCACGGACAGCCGGCAGGCAGGCGCGAGGGCGUCGAGUCGUGGAAAGACCGCCCGCGCCGAGCCAAGGGACGUGGCGGGUCCCGGGCUGGCCGCCUCAGCUUCUGGCCAAGGGCGCCGAUGAUGCUGCGACACCUGGGAGGAGGGCUAGUGGAGGAGGCAGCGGCCGCGGCCGGACGGGCACCCAGCAGCGGGAGGACCGGGGGGAGGGACAAGCCGCUGGAGGCCACGCGGCGUUGGGAGGCGUGGAGGUGACGGACGAUGGCCUUUAGGUUUGUCUAGAGCUGACCCUCGCCGCCUGUUUUGUGUCCUGUCACACCCACAACCCUGUGAGGCGUGCGGCUGUGGGGCCCCGCGCCUUUUCCAGGCUGGCCCUCUAAGGCUGGUGCAUGGCUGGCACCGUGCUUGGGGCAGUUCUCAGUUUGGAUAGCAGCACGGGACAGGUCACACGCUGGUUCUCACGGCUUCAGGACACCCCAGAAGGCCACCUCAGAAGCAAGGUCUGUCGUCUUCCUCUGCCCCAGCUGAAUGGGGCUGAGCUUGUCUGUUUUGUCUCCCCGAGAGUGAGUUGGGGAGGCUUCAGGCCAGGGCUGCCUCCUGUCUACCACGGAUUCCAAGGUGGUUCACGGCCCAGAUGGCUGCCAAGUCCUGCUCCGGGUCUCCGGGCGAGAUGCCUCUGACCUUCCAGGAUGUGGCUGUGUACUUCUCCAGGGCAGAAGGGCAGCAGCUGGGCCCCCAGGAGCGGGCGCUGUACCGGGAUGUGAUGUUGGAGAACUAUGGGAACGUGGCCUCACUGGGAUUUCCAGUCCCUAAGCCAGAGCUGAUCUCCCAGCUGGAGCAAGAGGAGGAGCUGUGGGUCCUGGAUCUUCUGGGGGCUGAAGAACCAGACGUCUUAAGAAGUUGCCAGACAGAUUCUGAGAUUGAGCCCAAGAAGGAGUUAUCUAUUUUAAACCAGAAAUAUUCUGAAGAAGUAGAAACACCAGAAUUAAUAUCACAGAAACUCCUAAGCGCUAAUUCACAAACCCCUGAAUCCCAGGAAGCCUGGGACCAUGAAGGUCAGGAAGAAGGGAACCAAGGAAGUUCUACUCAGAGUUUGGAGAAAGUUGCUGGAGCGGGUUCUCCAGUAUGUAGGGAACAACUCCCAGAAAAUGCCCAGACUCCGGCAUUUCAUAGACACUUGAAUCCAAGCCAAAGUGUCUUUACAGUUCAAAAAAGUAAAACAGGACAGAGAGUUUUUAAAUGUGACAUAUGCAAUAAAACAUUUAAAUAUAAUUCAGACCUAAGUCGGCAUCGCAGAAGUCACACCGGGGAAAAGCCUUAUGAGUGCGGUCCGUGUGGGCGGGCCUUUACUCACAGCUCAAAUCUUAUUCUCCACCAGCGAAUUCACACCGGGAAUAAACCAUUCAAGUGUGAUGAAUGUGGGAAAACUUUUGGGCUCAAUUCCUAUCUCCGUCUGCAUCAGCGAAUUCACACUGGAGAAAAGCCUUUUGGGUGUAAUGAAUGCGGGAAGGCCUUCAGUAGAAGUUCAAGUCUUAUUCAGCAUCGCAUAAUCCACACAGGAGAGAAACCUUACAAGUGCAAUGAGUGUGGGAAGGCCUUCAGCCAGAGCCCUCAGUUAACCCAGCACCAGAGGAUUCACACCGGGGAGAAGCCCCACGGGUGCAGCUGGUGUGGAAAGGCGUUCAGUCGAAAUGCAAGCCUCAUCCAGCACCAGAGGAUUCACACCGGGGAGAAGCCCCACAAGUGCAGCCAGUGUGGGAAAGCCUUCAGCCAGAGCUCCAGCCUGUUUCUCCACCACAGGGUGCACACCGGAGAGAAGCCCUACGUUUGUAGGGAAUGCGGCAGGGCCUUUGGCUUCAACUCUCACCUUACGGAGCACGUGAGGAUCCACACCGGGGAGAAGCCCUACGUUUGCAGCGAGUGCGGCAAGGCCUUCAGCCGCAGCUCCACUCUGAUGCAGCACCGCAGAGUACACACGGGGGAGAAGCCCUAUCAGUGCACCGAGUGUGGGAAGGCCUUCAUCCAGAGCUCCCAGCUCACCCUGCACCAGCGUGUUCACACUGGGGAGAAGCCUUACGAAUGCAGUCUCUGUGGGAAGGCCUUCAGCCGGAGAUCAGCCCUCACUCAGCAUCAACGGACUCACAUGGGAGAGAACCCACAGGAAUUUGAGUGUGGCCCAGAUUUUGUUUAUGACUCGAGCCAUCUGUCCACCGGAGAGAGACAUGGCAGGGCCUUCAGCCACAGUGCAAAACUUGUUCUGCAGUGGACGAUUCGAAGUGAUGAAAAAUCCCGGGGAUGUAAUGAAUGUGGGAAAGCUUUCAGCACUUCCUCACAAUCCAUGGAGUAUCAGGACAUCCCAGCUGGGGAGAAACCCUACAAAUGCCAAGAAAGUGGUAAAGCUGGCAGUGGGGUGUCACCCCAUGCUCAACAUCAUGUAACUCGUGUUGCAGAGAAACCACAGUCGAAUGACGGAUCUGAAAGAUACUUAAUUCAUAUCAAAAAGAUCUUCCAAGAAAGACAUUUUUAAUGUGAUAAAUGUGGAAAACAAUUUAGAAACUUGGUUUUGUAUUAGGUAGGAUGGCAUAAUGAAAAUUAAAUAUACUUUUACUAACAGGCUUGCAUGUUAGGAAGCUGGGGCCCAUUUGACUACUGUCUCCACCCACCCCACUCCCCAUGUCCAGGGUCCUGACCGACUCAGCACAGCAGGCUACCUUAGCAUUAGGUCAAGCUCAGGUUUUUACGGGAGGGCUAAGUUUCAACACUAAACAGCAGCUGAUGAAAGGUUUCAAGAUACCACAUAAUGCUUCAUUGGUGGUCAUAAAAGAGAAACCCAGAGAUCUGGGGUGUUACCUUUGAGAAUCUCGAUGGUGCUAAGGACAAGAUAUGGCCAGGAAUGGCAAGUAUGUGGAUAGUCUGGGGACUGAGGUGACUGCCAGUGGCUGCACUAAAUAUAGGUUCUCUAGGUGUAGGGGGGACUGAAGGCUUGGGGGGCAGCAAGGAGUGGGGGUUGCAGAGACAUCAACACAGAGUGACAGCUGUGGGUAACCAGGGCUCAGGGCCGGUCUGACAGUGACAACCAGGACAGCCACAAAGAGUAAAGCUGCUGGGGAUUCUUCUGGUGGCUGUAAUUUAGUUUUUCCAUCUCCACUGAAUAGUUACAGAUAGUGAGCGAAUAUGGUGUUUCCACUUUUGAAAUGGUUCCGUUCUCUUCUGCCAACACAGCCUGACUGCUGACCCCAGGUCUCCUCAUUACUGACUUUUUAAAGAAGUGCUGUCCUUGUUUGUUUUGUGUUGUUUGGUUUUUAAAUGUUUUCUAAGCACUUGAGCCACAGAGACAGGCAGAGCUCAGGGAGUUUGAGGUUUCAGAACAGCCAGAGCUACAUAAAUCAUGUCUCUAAAAAGCACUUCAGAUUUUAUUUUUUGUUUUAACUGUAACUCCUGUUUUUCCCCCCCCUGAAAGAUUGUCAGCACACUUGUGUAAAUUUUUUUUAUUUUUUGGGGGGAUGGUGGUUGCAUUGUCUUUUUUCACUAUCUACUGGGGUUAUCCUGUGGGAUUUGGUACCUCCACUUGGCUCUCUGAGAGCAAGCGGGCUCUGAAUCGACUAUUGUUUUGGAAGUUGAGCAAGCUGUGGUUUUCUCCAACUCGAUACACUAUUUCUCAGUGAAGCCUGGUUGGACCCCCGUUGGCAGCAGGGCUGCCUGAGUCCAGCCUGCACACUCACCGUGCUGUGUGCCCCGGUGUCAGUACAGACAGCGAGAGGUUCUUGUUGGUGUUUAUUUAUACUGUUCUUCUGUACUGGAAGAUCAUGAAUAAGCCAUGGGUGUUGUGUGCAAUGGCUAAGGAGAUCUUAGGCCCAGUUUCCUUUGGUUUUAUGAAGCCAAUUAAAAGACUGAAAAUCAA